CAGAGAUUCAUAAGUGCAUCGCUGAAAGAGGAUCUUUUAACAACUGAUGUAGUGCUAUUGCUAUGGGCAUCGUACAAUAUCUCCAAGUCGUGCUGUUUGUAUUCAAUUUGACCCUCUCCACUGAGGCACAGAAAAAAGUAACUUGUCAAAACUUCAAGUUUGCUAUCGAUGACGAUGUCAUCCAUAACCAAAUUCUUGAGGGUCACGUGUUUGAAAGAUUGACAGUCCCAAACGCCAUCCAGUGUCACUUGAAGUGCAAAGAUGACUGCCUGUGUGUAUCCAUGAACUAUUUCCCUCUUUCCAAAGAAAACAAUUGUGAGCUUAACGAUGCUAACAAAGACAUGGAGCCAGCGGCGAUGAAAUGGAGGCAAGGGGGAAAUUAUUAUGAUUUGGUGAGAAGCUACACGGUGAAGGGUGGAGACAAAUACACACCAGAGAAGCAUCAUUGCAUCGACAGAUGCUGCCGCACCAAUCCUUGUCUCAAUGGAGGUGUAUGUCAAGAGAUUUGUGACGCUCACAGCAUCAGGUUUAACUGUACCUGUCCUAUCACAUACUCUGGUCAGCGGUGUGAGAAGAUGAAACAUCCGAGAAGCUGCAAAGACGUAGCUAAGAACGGUGCCUCGACAUCAGGAAAAUACGACAUCUAUAAUUCAGACAAUGAACGGUUUUCUGUUUACUGUGACUUGCAGUCUGAACCUGGCUUUGUAUGGACGUUAAUACAAUCGUUAUCCUUGUCCAAGAGAAAUGCCUUCAAUUAUGCAGAGUUUGGCAAAAACUUUGAGAUUGAUAUUAGAGAGGGGGAAGUGAAUUGGAGCGAGUUCCGACUAUCCUUAUCACAGAUGCAGUCUCUUGCUAUUUACUCCACACAUCUGAGAGCAACUUGUAACUUUUCUACGGAUGGUCUGCAGUAUACGGACUACGCACGCGCUAAGCUGGCAGGUCAUAACAUUUUUGGUACCUGGGACACCUGCCAGAUGUACGAAUAUGUUAAUAUCCGGGGAAACUCUUGUUCUAAUUGCACCGCCCUGACAAAACAGCAGGAAAAUGUGUCCUGGCACAUAAGGAGUUACAGAAGCACACAAUUCGGAUGUGAAUUAGAUGGAAAACCAGGUGGAGUCCCCGAUGAAAAAAAUUUCGGAAAAUUUCACAACCUGUAUAUAAAUCCGGAUCACCGCUGCUCGUCUUCUCCUGCUUCUACAACGCAGCAUUGGUUUGGAGCUAAAUGUGACGUGUGA
Messenger RNA from Pocillopora verrucosa, 1235 nucleotides. NCBI's taxonomy places the organism in Eukaryota, Metazoa, Cnidaria, Anthozoa, Scleractinia, Pocilloporidae. The record is from RefSeq and is a predicted model, not a curated record.